This is a messenger RNA of Misgurnus anguillicaudatus (oriental weatherfish), 4774 nucleotides long. Lineage: Eukaryota; Metazoa; Chordata; Actinopteri; Cypriniformes; Cobitidae. The record is from RefSeq and is a predicted model, not a curated record.
UGCGCAAAUAAGCUCCACCUCGCGGGCACCGGCCUCGCUGCUCCCGCCGCCUAGCCGGAGAAAACAAACUGCGUGGAUGCGCCGCGCUCUCAAAGCAUGCGACUUACAGCAUUGCCAGCGCAUUUUCAUUUGCUUUCGGAGUUUCUCAUCAAUUAAGGUUGGUGGGUGCAUGUGAACAGCAUGUCAAAGACCCCUCCUCACAGGCGUGGGAUCUCAUUUGAGGUGGGAGCGCAGCUGGAGGCUCGAGACAGCCUGAAGAACUGGUAUGCAGCUAAUAUUGAGAAGAUAGACUAUGAAGAUGAGAAGGUUCUGAUCCACUACAAACAGUGGAGUCACCGUUACGAUGAGUGGUUUGACUGGAGCAGUCCGUACCUCAGACCCGUGGAAAGAAUUCAGCUGAGGAAACAAGGUCUCAAUGAAAAGCAGACUGCUCCAGGCUUUCAUGUUAACCAGAAAGUUUUAGCUAGCUGGUCAGACUGUCGGUACUACCCUGCUAAGAUCCUGUCCCGUGACAAAGAUGGGUCCUACAAGGUGAAGUUCUUUGAUGGAGUCGUGAAGACGGUGAAGGGAAUUAAAGUAAAGCCUUUCCGCAAAGAGAGCUCCCAUGGCAAAGCCAAUCAGCAGCCUCGAAAGCGGAGUGACCAGAGCAAUAAAGAAUGGAAGCCCAAGGAGAACGGCAGGACUAACGGCUCGACACACAGCACCUCUGAUCAGGACGGCGAAAGCGGAUCAGAAGGAGAAGAAGAAGAUGUCACGGUGAUAGAUGAGCCUAGAAACCUCCAGAACGGCGGAGCGAGCGAAAACGGGGAGACUAAGAAAGCAAACGAAUCGGAGCAGAGCACCCCCGAGCAAAAAGAAAAACUGCCAUGUGAAGAUGUGGUGGAAGAACCGCUGAAAAGCAGGGAAGAAGACAACAAAAGUGAGAAGGUAGAGAACCAAGAGGAGAAGAAAGAGAUGAAUGGAGAACAGGAGGAAGAGAAGCCCAACGCUCUUCAAAAUGGCAUUGACAAGAGCGACGGGGAGAAAAAGGAAGAAGCGGCAGAUGAAGGUCCCAGUCUGCCCAGAAGAACACGGAGUAAGAUGGCAGAUGGGAAAGAUGCAGAAAAGCCUAGCGGUCCAGCGCUGAGGAAGAGACGAGCAUCUACAGGUCAAAUUCCACCGUCCAAAAGAAGCAGAGCCAAUUCAAGCACAGACAAAAACAGUCGAUCCCAGAUUAAAACACCCAAAUCAGACACUGUCCCAGGAACCUCAGAGAGUAAAGACAGUCCAACAUGUCCUGCAGGAAAUCCAGCACCCACAGAAGAACCCAGAACCACUCCUGAUCUCGCUCCAGCGCUUAAACAGCAAGUCCAUCUUCCAACCACGAACAAGUACAGCAGAGAACCACUGUACAGGGUCAUCAAAAAUCAACCGCCCCCUAUCCUGUCCAUCGAGUUGGACCAUAAUCCCUUCAAAUGCAAGGUCACGGGCUGCCUCAAGUCCUUCCGGAAGGCAUCUCUGCUUCACUAUCACAUGAAAUACUACCACGCACAGAGCGAUCCGAGCCCUCCUCAGACGCGCUCCUCAGACAAGCAGAACCAGGAGACUCCUCGCAGGCGGCGCACGAUCUCCGGCUCCCAACAUACUCCUUCUCCUUUAAGUGACAGUAAAUCAGGACACACUCUGUCGCCCCCUGGUGUUGGCAGCAUGCACCGGCAGCGCUCGUCCACGCUGGGCUCGGAGAGGAGCAAAGAGAACCAACACAGCAACCGCUCGCUGCAUGAUGACAGAGACUGGGUUGCCAGGGAAACAGGGGUGAAAGAAAGAGAGCGGCUGAGGGAGAAACGUCAGAGGGAUUUCUUCCGCAUCAAGUUGAAGAAAAAGAAGAAGAAGAAAAGAAGGUCAAAGUCAGACUUUCACAGCACUGAGGAUAGCAUUGGCCCAAAGCCCCUCCUUUGCAAUUUGAAUUCGGCCCUCAAAUUGCCCCCCACCCUCACACAUCGCUCCUACGUGGAACCUCAGCCACAAAAGAUGCUCAGCCAGAGUGAAGACAGCAGCAGUGAUUUGUCAUCUGACAGUCCUGUAUGGAGUGAGGAGGAGUCUGAUACUGAGCUGAAUCUGAACAUGCCUCUAUCAGAACAGGGCGUAGAGAGGCGCUCUCACGGCUCGGAGAUCGUACGCUGUAUCUGUGAAGUGCAAGAAGAGAAUGACUUCAUGAUACAGUGUGAUGAGUGUCUGUGCUGGCAGCAUGGGACUUGUAUGGGACUGUAUGAGGAGAGUGUGCCAGAUACCUACACCUGCUACAUCUGCAGAGACCCACCAGCUCUAAGGCAGAGCCAAAGGUUCUGGUAUGAUAAAGACUGGCUGAGCAGCGGUCACAUGUACGGCUUGUCUUUCCUGGAGGAGAACUACUCUCACAAAAACAGCAAGAAAGUGACCGCCGCCCAUCAGCUCCUGGGGGACGUCCACCGCGUGUUUGAGGUGGUCAACGGCCUUCAACUCAAAAUGAGCAUUUUGCAAACCCAAGCCCAUCCAGACCUGAAGCUCUGGCGCCAACCCUGGAAGCCUGCAGAUGGCCUGCGAAGGAAGAUGGCGGGAGACUCCGGCGUCACCACUCCCUUUCCCCCCUCACCUCCUGAUAUGGGAGGGAGCGAGCUUGAUGUGUUGAAGAGUGAAGUCCCGUCGCCCGUGGAGAAGCACUGCUCCUUUCAGGACUCGUACAUCAGCAGCGAGCACUGCUACCAGAAACCUCGUACGUACUACCCGGCAGUAGAGAGGAGACUGGUGGUGGAGACGCGGGGAGGCUCUGAACUGGAAGACAGCCUGAGGAGCACAGAGGACCUCCUAGAGAUGGCAGAACAGAGGUACGGCGCGUCGCUGGAUCAUGAACAGCACAAGCUCCAGCUGGCCGACCGCUCCUUUACUAAGGAACUAGAGUGUCGUAUGAAGCGAUUGGUUUCCGAUGAGAAGAAAACCUGUGCGGUGGACAUAAAGGAAGAGGAGGAGCCUGACCCCGUGACCCCUGAUUCAAAGUCUGACCCUGACCUUAUGAUGCACCAACAGUGGCAGCUGAACCUGCUGGAGCACAUUGAGGUCGUGCAGGAUGAAGUGAUGCACAGAAUGGACCUCAUCGAGCGAGAACUGGAUGUUUUGGAGAGUUGGUUAGACUACACGGGUGAACUGGAACCUCCAGAUCCGCUGGCCCGACUUCCUCAGCUGAAACAUCGGAUCAGACAACUCCUGACCGACUUGGGUAAAGUGCAGCAGAUCGCACUAUGCUCCUCGUCCUCAUGAGGGCGUCAGAGAAUAGGGAAAGACUGGCAAAUGGCCCAAUGCGCACAGAAAUGAUAAUAAAUAAACUCUGAUAACAUGAAGCUCAUGUUAAUGUACAGAGUCAAAAUCUGACAUAAAACUGCUGAAACGGUUGUUUUGUUUGUUUGUUUGUUUGUUUUUAAGAGGGAAUACCUUUCUAAGCCAUCCAAGCCUAUUGUGAAUAUGAAGCUCUAGUUUCUCUAAAAUAGAGAUAUGUGUUGAAAUGGUGAAUUUGAUCAGCAGUUAAACACCAGUCAUGGGUUAAUAAAGACUGAGUACGAUUAUAAACAAUGAUGCAAAGGUUUUUUUUUUCUUUUCUUGUGAAAUUUAAAGCUUCUUUGUAGCACUUAGCUCUGUCUGUCAUAGACCUGAUGGUAAUUUUGUUAGAUUUUUUAAAAAUGUAUAUUUCUCUAUAUUCUUGACUUGCUAAUACUUCAAAUUUCUUGUUUAGUCAUAACAAGUGAUGAUGUUUGACUGUUGGCACGUCUUGGCUCUCGAUAAGAGCUUAAGGACUCGAAUGAUAUUAUGAGUUAAUGAAAAUAUUGUUACAUAUAAGAAUGACAAUAUAUUUUAACCUGUACGUACUUGCAUUUUACUAUAUUUGUACUAAAUAAGUCAUGUAAUCGUGUAAAUAACCCCUAUCAAUUGCUCAAAUUUAUGUUCUGCUUUUUUUAGUUAAACUAUGCUGAAUUUGCAUUUAUAGUAAAGACUUUACAUAAUGUUGUGUAUACUAUAGUACUGUACUUUAAUGUCAUUUAUCGUUCUCUGUUUUGACACAAUUGGGGUUUGCUUGCAUUUCAAAUCGGCGUGCUACGUUUUCAGUUUUUUCUCGCAUACUGAAUUUUUGGUUGUAUGGUUUUUAAUUGUUUCUCAGUGUUGUCUUUUUUUCAUUUAUUCUCUACAAGAUUAAUUUUGAUUUUAAGAGAUUAGAUGCCUUUAAGUUAUUGUAAUUGAAUUUAAGUUAUUUAACUUUUCCACCUUGUCACUUCUGUCAACUCUUUUGUAUAGUCCAUGUCUGAUGUUUGAGUGUCUUUGUGUGUGUGUGGUCGGAGAGAGAAGUUGGGAUCUUUUCAGUGUUAACACCUUUUGGUGUUUUAUCUCUUUAUUACUGUUAAAAACAAGGUCAGUUUGUGUAUUGUUCACCCUCAGAUACGCAAACUGUAAUUUGUAUUUGUGGAUUCGUAAAUCUCACUGAAGGGUAUUUGAAGAGUUUGUGUUUUCUCUGUACAGCUGGUGAGCGAUUGACAGCCUGUCGAUUGCUCUUCAAUAUUAUGUAGCCAAUUAUAAUUUUACAUCUGCACUCUUGCUUUCCAGUCACUUAAAAUCUGGUUAUUGGAUAUAAGUAUUUUGUGCUCUUUUGUACAUUUUAAGUUUUCCGUUACUAUAUUUUUACAUGGGGGUCGCCUGGGAAAAUAUAACUUCUGAAAAAAUUGACGCCUUAUCCAAAAGCAAGCAAAUAAAUGCGAACAUUUAAAUUCCAAAA